This is a messenger RNA of Rosa rugosa (rugosa rose), 975 nucleotides long. Its product is annotated as probable trehalose-phosphate phosphatase 3. Gene Ontology annotation, molecular function: trehalose-phosphatase activity. The transcript has 9 exons. Gene Ontology annotation, biological process: trehalose biosynthetic process. The record is from RefSeq and is a predicted model, not a curated record. NCBI's taxonomy places the organism in Eukaryota, Viridiplantae, Streptophyta, Magnoliopsida, Rosales, Rosaceae. Bases 1 to 975 code for a protein of 324 amino acids.
AUGGGACACCAAGAUGAAACGGAGUCCUGGAAAGCAAGAGGCCACGAAGAUAAUAGAGAACCAACUGAUGAUGUGGGAUCUCAUACUUCAUGGCUGGCAAAUCAUCCAUCUGCUUUAGAUGGUUUUGAAGACAUGAUGAUGACGAGCAUGGCAGCUGCCAAGGGAAAGAAAAUCGUCGUCUUGUUGGAUUACGACGGUACUCUUUCCCAUAUCGUACCAGACCCUGAUCAAGCUUUCAUGACUGAAGCAAUGCGAUCAGCCGUAGAUCAAGUUGCUAACUGUUUCCCUACUGCAAUCAUUUCUGGAAGGCGUCGAGAUAAGGUCCAUGACUUUGUGAAAUUAGACAAUCUCUGUUAUGCUGGAAGCCACGGCUUGGAUAUAUCGACCCCAUCAGCCUCUUCAAAAUAUAGUAACCAUAAGCAUCAAUCUAGAACCACUGAUGGAAAAGGAAAUGAAUCCGAUGUCUUUCGUCCAGCCGUAGAUUUUUUGCCCACCAUUAAAAAGAUAAAGACGGCACUGGAAGAAGAAAUAAAGGGUAUAGAAGGUGCCAUGAUAGAAGAUAAUACAUUCUGCAUCUCUGUGCACUAUCGGUGCGUCAAAGAAGAGAAGGUGGACAAACUUAAAGGGACGGUUGAAUCUUUCAUGGAAGCUUACGAUAACUUUCGCAUAUCGGAAGGGAAAAAGGUUAUGGAAAUACGCCCUAAGAUCGACUGGGACAAAGGUCGGGCCUUGCAAUAUUUGCUAGACACACCCGAUUUUGGCAGCUCAAGUAAUGAUGUUAUCCCAGUGUUUAUAGGAGAUGACAAAACUGAUGAAGAUGCUUUUAAGGCUAUAAAGACAAUUGGGCGAGGUAUUCCCAUUGUUGUUUCUUCCACUCCAAGGGAGACCGAAGCAUCCUACUCGUUACGUGAUCCAACGGAAGUCAUGCGUUUCCUGUUACAACUUGCGAAGUGGAUGGAAGAAGGCUCCGUCUAA